GACAUUUGACAUUUUGUUGUCAUGUCAAAUGUCAUUAGGAUUUAUUUUGAUCUGGAAAUUGGAAGUUGAAAUCGCAAUAAAAACAACUCUAAGAUAUUAUUUCAUUUAUCAAUCUUCAGUACACAUAAUAUGUAAUAAAACUUAUUAUAAUAUUUUUAAAUUAACUCGAUUCAUACGUUAUGAAGAUUGUGUAUGCUAAUGUUUUUAGGUUAUUUCGGAAUUGUUUAAAUUUAGCAUAUAAUUCUAGAAUUAUAGCACUAUAAAGGAGCCAGUGCGAAAAAGAAUUCGUUCUAAAAUGGACCAAAAUUUAAAAUGUCGCGAUAAUCCGGUAGUUUUAGUUCUGGAGAGUACGGAAUUUAAAAGUAUUUUUACUCCAGAAGUUUUAGAAUUAAAACAAUUAUUUGAUAAAUACAAUUAUGAAAUAAGAAUUGCAGGAGGAGCUGUACGGGAUCUAUUGAUGGGUCAACCAGCAAAAGAUUUAGAUUUUGCCACUACAGCCACACCCAAUCAGAUGAAAGACAUGUUUACGAAGGAAAAUGUUAGAAUGAUUAAUAUGAGUGGAGAAAAGCAUGGCACUAUCACUCCAAGGAUUAAUGACAAAGAAAAUUUUGAAGUGACCACUCUAAGAAUUGAUUUGGUCACUGAUGGGAGACAUGCAGAAGUUGAAUUUACUAAAGAUUGGAAAUUAGAUGCAAAUAGGAGAGAUCUCACAAUCAACUCAAUGUUUUUAGGCUUUGAUGGAUCUGUAUAUGAUUACUUUUAUGGAUAUGAUGAUUUAAAAAACCGCAGAGUAGCUUUUGUUGGAGAUGCUGAUGUUAGAAUAAAGGAGGAUUAUCUACGGAUUUUGCGCUAUUUUCGAUUCUAUGGCAGAAUUGCAGAAAAACCCAAUAAUCACGAACAAGACACUCUAAAUAUAAUAAGAAAUAAUGUAGCUGGUCUACAGAAUGUAUCUGGGGAGAGGAUUUGGAUGGAACUGAAGAAGACUCUUCAAGGCAAUUUUGCUGGUGACUUAUUAAAAACUAUGCUUAAUGUUGGUAUUGGACAAUUUAUAGGUAUUCCAAAUCCUAACAUUGAUGAGUUGGAAAAAUUACUCAAAAGGAGUCAAAAUCUAGAUUUACAUCCAAUGAGUUAUUUAGCUGUCUUGUUAAAUGAUAUUGAUGAUGUUACUCUGCUGAAUGCCAGGCUUAAAUUUUCUGGCUAUGAUCGGGAUAUGACUUAUUUUAUUGUUGAACAUAGGGAUGAUAAAGAAGCAUCCAGACCGAUGCUGCCAUAUGAAAAACUAAUUUUAAAUACGAAAAUUAAGCAAAAGGAUGCCAUUGACUAUGUACAAGAAGUCCUCAAAUAUAGAGGUGAUAGAAAUCUUCUGGAACAAUUAAAUAAAUGGGAGAUACCUGUAUUUCCAGUAAAUGGAAAAACAUUAAAAGCUAAUGGUGUGCCGCCUGGUAAGAUGUAUGGAAGAAUUAUGGAAAAAUUAAAAAAUAUAUGGAUAGAUAAUGAAUAUAAACAAACAUGUGAUGAUUUAGUUAAAUUAAUCCCUGGUGUAAUUGAUGAAUGUAAAACAAAAUAAAGUACCUAAUAUAAUUUA
Colias croceus (clouded yellow) is the source of this 1585-nucleotide messenger RNA. RefSeq names its product CCA tRNA nucleotidyltransferase 1, mitochondrial. The transcript has 6 exons. NCBI's taxonomy places the organism in Eukaryota, Metazoa, Arthropoda, Insecta, Lepidoptera, Pieridae. Gene Ontology annotation, molecular function: RNA binding; nucleotidyltransferase activity. The record is from RefSeq and is a predicted model, not a curated record. Gene Ontology annotation, biological process: RNA processing. Bases 296 to 1567 code for a protein of 423 amino acids.